Messenger RNA from Cylindrotheca closterium, 1410 nucleotides. The record is from the annotation of a GenBank genome assembly. Lineage: Eukaryota; Bacillariophyta; Bacillariophyceae; Bacillariales; Bacillariaceae.
AUGGGUUCUGCUACAAACCGCCUAAUGGGGGCCUUUGCUGUGGUCCUGUUACUAUUGGUUUCAAUCAAUAUGAAAGUUCUUUCGAUGAACGCUGUCUAUGAUCUGAAAGAACGGAUGGGAGACAAUGUGAUGGAGAACUUCAAAAUCCUUCCAGCGAAUCGGUUAGUUCAUGUCUCGCGUGCUGGAAUCGGCCAUAGGAUGGUUCGGGAUACAUCUGCUUAUCAUUUGGCAAAGGGGCUAGAUCUAGCGCGAUUGAAGCUCCAAUGGGGAUCUUGCUCAAAGGAUACGAAUUGGAAAGGAAACGAAGGCUUUGAUGAACUCAGCAUUUUCCCUCAUUUGUUUGGAAACGAUCUUUGGAACGUUCCAGGAACGCUUUCAGGACCAAAGAGAGAAGGGAAGAAGGUGAUUGCGAGGAAUGAUGUAUAUGGAUAUAUUCCGGGUGAGAGUUACAAGACCUAUCAUAUUCCAAUCCAGCGUGAAAUCUACGAAGGGGAAGACGGGCCAUUCUUUGACAAGCUGCAGUCUGAUUCCGAGUUUUAUGACAAGCUAGUAGACAGCUACAUGUUCAAGGAUGAGGUAGAAGCGUUUAUGGAAGAGCACAACUUUGCAGAACAUGAAGUGAUUGGUAUUCACUUGAGUGCUGGAAAUGGCGAAGAAAAACACAAAAUCGAAGACGAGCGAAAGUUCAUGAAGAAUAUUUUGUACCUUGUGAGCCAAUAUGUCAGAUUGAUGAAGAUGUUGUACCAUGAUAGAUUCGCGCGGCGGACACCACUGAUCUUUCUCGCGACUGAUACCCCAAGACUCAUUCCUGAAGUUCAAGCAGCAACAGAAAAGUUCGGCGUGAAGACAGUUGUCCUCGAUCAAAUUCGUGUUGAAGACAAUGAGGGUGUAACAUACAAAGCGCUUGCAGGGAAGGAAGAAACGUGUUUGGAGGGAUGGAAAGCAAUGACAUCAGAUAUGAUGCUUUUGAGUCAUUCUGAUGUAGUCAUUGCAGCCAGACCUUCUGCAUUUACACAGGGUCUACCACUCUCGAGAGUAUUCGACAAACAUGUGGACGAGGAGGGACCCCACUAUUGUGAGGUUGGUGAUGAUGGAAACUACAUGAGUUGCUUGGAAGACAAGAAAACAUGGCUCUUCCGCGACAAUAUUCGAAAAGUUGUCCCCAUAUCAAGGUCGCAAGGUAUAAAUGGACUCUUCGAUCCAGAAUUUCCCCAAGUCGUGCACAACCUACUUAUACAACUUCCAGAUGUAGUUCAUCCGAAUGAAUUCCAGGAAGUAAAGAAAUUUUUGGAUGGGAAAAGGGGUGAGAAUCAGGGCGAUAUUCUGAAACAUGUGUAUGGUGAAAAGGCAAUCUUUGGAAAGUACAAAGACAAUUUGAAGCACGAACCAAAGUGGAACUUUGAAGAUUAG